Helianthus annuus (common sunflower) is the source of this 1479-nucleotide messenger RNA. RefSeq names its product protein FAR1-RELATED SEQUENCE 5-like. Lineage: Eukaryota; Viridiplantae; Streptophyta; Magnoliopsida; Asterales; Asteraceae. Bases 1 to 1479 code for a protein of 492 amino acids. Gene Ontology annotation, biological process: regulation of DNA-templated transcription. Gene Ontology annotation, molecular function: zinc ion binding. The record is from RefSeq and is a predicted model, not a curated record. The transcript is spliced from 4 exons.
AUGAGGACCGAAUAUGGUGGUUUUGAAGAGGUUGGUGCAACUGCUGUGGACUGCAAGAAUUUUAAAAGAGAUUUAAACUGUUUCAUUGGAGAAUACGACGCUGAAAUGAUUGUUCAAAGAUUGACCAAUAAGAAAGAAUAUCUGCGGGAUUUUUCAUUUGAAUAUACUGUAGAUUCAAAUGGUUGUUUGACAGGGUUAUUUUGGGCAGAUGAAGUUUCUAAACAGAAUUAUUUGGUUUUUGGUGAUGUAAUAUCAUUUGAUGCAACUUUCAAAACGAACAAAUACAAAAUGGUUUUUGUUCCGUUCACUGGCAUUGAUAAUCAUUUUCAUAAUGUGAAUCUUGGAGCUGGUCUAAUUGCAAAAGAAACUACUGAGUCUUAUGUGUGGUUAUUGACAUGUUUUUUGAAUGCAUUUGGUCAUCAACCAAAGGUUGUAGUUACGGAUCAAGAUGCCGCUAUGAAGGCAGCAAUUGAAACUGUUUUCACGGAUAGUAGACAUCGAUUAUGUAUGUGGCAUAUUAUGAAGAAAGUAGCGGAUAAGGUUGGGAAUGUAUUGUGUAAUGAUGAUACUUUUAAACGUCGUGUUUGCAAUAUUGUGUGGACAGAUGCAAUUGAACCUGAAAUGUUUGAGAAGGAAUGGCAAGAAAUAAUUCAUGACUUUGGUCUUUUACAGAAUAUUUGGUUAGAAAGUAUGUUUGACUUAAGAUCGAUGUGGAUUCCUGCUUUUUAUCGUGAUGAACCUAUGUCAGGGCUUAUGCGUACUACUUCAAGGUCUGAAAGUGAAAAUCAAUUUUUUGGUAGUGUUUCAAACUCGCAAUUGACUCUUGUAGAGUUUUUUAGUCAUUUUGAUAUGGCAAUUGAAGCUCAAAGAUAUAAUCAUCGAAAAAAUGAUCAUGAUACGCGUAAUACUGAGUAUGAUAAUUGGACUGAUUCUCCUCUUGAAGUACAUGCUCAUAAGUUGUAUACUAGGGCCAUAUUUUUUGAUGUUCAAGAAGAGAUCCUUGCUAGUUUUGAGAAAUGUUUUUCAGUUAAUGUCAAAGAAGAAGGAGAGAAUGCAAGGUUCUUUAUUAGAGAUAUUUCGGCUUUUGGAAAUGGGUUCUUUGAGGUAUUAGCUAAAGUUGAUGAUGAAUUUUCUGCUUCGUGUUCUUGUAAAAGAUUUGAGCAAUACGGGUUAUUAUGUCGACAUGUUUUCCUUGUCAUUCGAAUGUUUGAAAUUGAAGAAAUUCCUGAAAAGUACAUUUUGAGGCGUUGGAGAAGGGAAGCAGUUAGAAAUAGAGCCAAUUGUUCUUUUUUUGCGGAAGAUAGUUCGAAUGUCAAUAUUGAUGAGGCAAAUCAGGUUGUUCGCGAGAUUAUGCUUGCUAGUGAAUGCCUUUGUAAUCGAUUUUUUUCAAAUAAUGAAGAACUGAUCAAGAUUAGAGAUGAACUGAAAGGAAUGAUUCAAAAGGCAGAUGAGAGUAGUAAGACUGGGCUGGUUUUUUAA